AUGUACAGCAUUCCACAGCGAAUUAAUCUGGUCUCGGCAUUUGCUCUCAGUGUUGUGAGUGUUCUUUCUUUCUUUGUAGCGCUAUCUGGCCUGCAAAUUGGCGCGCCAACGAGUGACAUUCGCUUGAGGAAGGCAGACGUCGUUUAUGGACUUGCGCGAUACCACGCAGAUCGUCGCCCCCAGCAUUAUUUGGAGACGCGUCUUGAUGUGGAUUUGGACACGUCGCCUUUGUUCACCUGGAAUACAAAGCAGGUGUUUUUGAGCUUGACUGCAUCGUAUGAAUCGCCUCAAACGGGCCAACAUGACGUGGUGAUUUGGGAUACCAUCGUCAAGGAUAAGGAAUCUGCCCGUGUUAAGAGAAAGAAUUUGCGCAACAAGUACGGUUUACGUGAGCUUAGUCGAUCAUUUGAGAACGUAACAUCGAUUGAUUUCCGGGUCGAAUGGAAUGUCAUGCCGUAUGUGGGUAUAAUGCAGCGCGGGGUGAUGCCACGGUCUCGAUCCUAUGCGGUAACACAGAAUCCCGAGCUUCAACAUCAGUCACCAGUCAUUGUGCCAUAUUAA
Messenger RNA from Malassezia restricta, 561 nucleotides. RefSeq names its product signal peptidase complex subunit 3. Gene Ontology annotation, cellular component: signal peptidase complex; membrane. NCBI's taxonomy places the organism in Eukaryota, Fungi, Basidiomycota, Malasseziomycetes, Malasseziales, Malasseziaceae. Gene Ontology annotation, biological process: protein targeting to ER. The transcript is spliced from 3 exons. The record is from RefSeq and is a predicted model, not a curated record. Bases 1 to 561 code for a protein of 186 amino acids.